Messenger RNA from Dioszegia hungarica, 1626 nucleotides. RefSeq names its product glycoside hydrolase superfamily. Gene Ontology annotation, biological process: carbohydrate catabolic process. The record is from RefSeq and is a predicted model, not a curated record. Bases 1 to 1626 code for a protein of 541 amino acids. NCBI's taxonomy places the organism in Eukaryota, Fungi, Basidiomycota, Tremellomycetes, Tremellales, Bulleribasidiaceae. Gene Ontology annotation, molecular function: alpha-amylase activity; calcium ion binding. The transcript has 11 exons.
AUGCUCUCCUCAGCUGGACAUUUCACCCUCGCGCUUCUCCUCUUCUCUCUAGCCCCCACUCAGGCACUCGUCCAGCCCGACCUCCGCCAUCGGUCGAUAUAUCAAGUCCUGACGGACCGCUUUGCCCGAGCGGACGAUGUCUACGCGCCAUGCGAGCUGGCUCAGAAGCAGUAUUGCGGAGGGAGUUGGAAAGGGAUCGAAAGGAGAUUAGAGUAUAUCCAGGGGAUGGGGUUCGAUACGGUCUGGAUAAGUCCGAUCGUGGCGCAGAUGGAUCAUACGCCGGGGCACGAUGCGCCAUAUCAUGGCUACUGGACUGGGGAUAUGUAUAAGCUGAACACUCAUUUCGGCACGAUGAGAGAUCUGCUGGACCUAUCUGCGGCGCUGCACGAGCGAGGCAUGUACCUCAUGGUCGAUGUGGUCGCCAAUCAUGUCGGUACCGAGUCUGAAGCGAGCUUCUUCCCCGGACCACACUAUGGACCGUUCACGAGUCCCGAGGACUUUCACCCCAGAUGCUAUCCUACAGACUGGGAGAACCAGCUGGAAGUCGAAAGAUGCUGGCUAGCCGCACAGAUGCCUGACCUGAAUACCGAGUCCCCAAAGGUCGUUCAGCAGCUUCACGCAUGGGUCAACACCAUGGUCAACCACUUUCACAUCGAUUUCUUGCGGGUCGAUACCGUCAAGCAUAUCAGGAAAGACUUUUGGCCAGACUUUGUCGCUGCGGCGGGUGUGCCAGCGAUGGGCGAGGUUCUGCAUGGAGACCCCGCCUACCUCGCGCCGUAUCAGCAACAGUCGAUGGCGUCUCUGCUAGACUUUGCGACCUUCUUCCACCUGCGACGGGCGUUCCAAACCACGUCGGGAAACAUAGGAGAUCUGGUAGAUAUGGUUGGCAAGAUACAUAAGCUGCUCCCAUCGCCAGCGUUGUUGGGAUCUUUCCUCGACAACCAUGACUUUCCUAGAUUAGCUGGACUAGCUGGCGAUCCAGCCCUAGUCAAAAACGCGAUAGUGUAUCCGUUUGUGACCGACGGGUUCCCUAUUGUGUACAGCGGUCAAGAGCACAGCAUGACGGGCGGGGAGGACCCCUACAAUCGCGAAGCUAUCUGGCAGCACGGCUUUGACACGCAGACGGAGCUGUACAGCCUGUACCGCCGCCUCAACACCGCCCGCCGCACCGCAUCCUCCCGACACCCAACCUAUCUCUCCACCCUGAUGCGUGCCGCCCGCCUCAACCCGCACGCCAUGGUCAUUACAAAGUCCCCCCUCGUCUCCAUUCUGACAAACUACGGCUCCCGCGCCGCACCUGUCGUCCUCCAAAUAUCGCCCGCGCAGACGGGCUAUCGACCCCUCAUUCCCGUCAUCGACAUCAUCUCGGGCCACGUGUUCGCCACGGACUCAAAGGGCGGAUUGACUGUUCCGAUCAUCGCGGGCCAGCCGAGGGUGUUCCUUCCGCUCUCACUGCACAGGGGGCUGGAAGGGGAGUGGGCGGGGAGACCGGCAAUGGGGCGGAUAGAUACGGAUAUCAAGACGCCGAGUGGGUCGCCAGGGUCGCCUGGAAGGGAGGGGAGACAUGCGAAGUCGCCCAGCUUUGGGAGGGUGAUGAGCUGGUUGGGGAUGAACAAGGGGAGUUAA